AUGUCGUUGCAGGAACAACACAAACGGCUGGUUUCGUCGCUGUACCGCCAGUCGCUGCGCCUUACCAAGUCGUGGAUUAACCGCCGGGAUCUCUGGCGUGCCAAGGCACUCGAAAUCCGCGCCCAGUUCGACGAGAACAAGGACGUCACGGACAAGUACCGCAUUGAUUUCCUCGUCAAGCAGACCGAGUCUUUGCUGGAAAAAUACAAGCAUCCCGAUCCCAUCAUCCCUCCCCAGCGUCCUGACGGCACUAAGUUCGAGCGUAACAUUCCCACCUCGCCUCUUGUCUUCAAGUACCGUGAUGGUGAUGCCAGUUUAUAG
Wickerhamiella sorbophila is the source of this 321-nucleotide messenger RNA. Its product is annotated as NADH dehydrogenase [ubiquinone] 1 beta subcomplex subunit 9. The coding region runs from base 1 to 321 and encodes 106 amino acids. NCBI's taxonomy places the organism in Eukaryota, Fungi, Ascomycota, Dipodascomycetes, Dipodascales, Trichomonascaceae. The record is from RefSeq and is a predicted model, not a curated record. The transcript has a single exon. Gene Ontology annotation, biological process: mitochondrial electron transport, NADH to ubiquinone.